Messenger RNA from Argentina anserina (silverweed cinquefoil), 2723 nucleotides. Its product is annotated as zinc finger protein GAI-ASSOCIATED FACTOR 1-like. NCBI's taxonomy places the organism in Eukaryota, Viridiplantae, Streptophyta, Magnoliopsida, Rosales, Rosaceae. The transcript has 4 exons. The record is from RefSeq and is a predicted model, not a curated record. Gene Ontology annotation, molecular function: DNA-binding transcription factor activity. Gene Ontology annotation, cellular component: nucleus. Bases 566 to 2095 code for a protein of 509 amino acids.
UGCUUUUUAUUCACAGAAUAUAUAUCUCUCUCUCUCUGUUCCAAGAGUGGCCUUAUAAAAACGCUGUCUUUUUCUCAUCUCCGUUCUGUUUCAGCUGAAAGCUCAAUUGGGUUUUGUUCAUUUGUUCUUAUAGUUCAAGUAGUUGUGAAGUAGGCUUCAGGAAAGCAGCUUUCAGAUUCUCUGAUUGUGGUCAUUUUUAGGAACCAGGGUUGGAUCAGUUUUUACUGUUUGUGGGGGAGUUUUGAAUUUUGGGGCUUCCAUUGGUUUUUACAGUCUUGGGUUUAAUCAUUGCGUUUCUGGGAGUGAUGGAUAUUUUGGUCAGAGUUAUUGAGCUGUUAGGUGGGACCGUGGGAAUAGCCAAAAAUAAAGAAGAGACCUUGACUGUUAGAUGAGAUAGAGAUGAGACUGAAGCCUAGAAAAUGAAUACUUCGUACCUACAAAGCUUCUUCUUUGGAGUUUUCCAGAUAAAACCCAACUGGUAGAAUUUUGUUUUUUGUUGUUGCUCUUGUCCUGUAAAUUGAACUCCAAAAAACCGACACAAGUAAGAAGUAUUGUUAGUCUUCCGAUGCCGACGGACUUAGAUAACUCCUCCACAGCUUCAGGAGAGGCUAGUGUUUCUUCCUCCGGUAACCAAACUGCUCCGGCUCCAAAACCAAACACCAAGAAAAAGCGAAACUUGCCCGGAAUGCCAGAUCCAGAUGCAGAGGUGAUUGCUCUGUCUCCGAAGACCCUUAUGGCAACGAACCGAUUCGUCUGCGAAAUCUGCAACAAAGGGUUUCAGAGGGAUCAGAAUCUGCAGCUCCAUCGCCGAGGUCAUAAUCUGCCGUGGAAGUUGAGGCAGAGAUCGACCAAAGAGGUCAAGAAGAGAGUCUAUGUCUGCCCUGAAGCUUCUUGUGUCCACCAUGAUCCUUCUAGAGCUUUGGGUGAUCUGACUGGGAUUAAGAAGCACUUUUGUAGAAAGCACGGCGAGAAGAAGUGGAAAUGCGACAAGUGCUCGAAGAAAUAUGCGGUUCAGUCGGAUUGGAAAGCUCAUUCUAAGAUUUGUGGCACCAGAGAGUAUAAAUGUGAUUGUGGGACUAUGUUUUCAAGGAGGGAUAGCUUCAUAACACACAGGGCUUUCUGUGAUGCUUUGGCUGAGGAAAGUGCUAGAGGUCCUGCUCAGACUCAAAAUGUGAAUUUGAAUUCAGAAUCAGACCCAAAGGUUCAGACAGUAAAUUCACAUCCACCACCACCACCUCCUGCACAGGCUUCAGUUCCAUCCCAACCCUCAAAUUCUUCAGCUCCAUCUCAACAACCAGCUGCUCUGGCUAUUCAGAGUUCAGUUGCAAUGCCAGAGUUGCCUGAAAAGCUCCCAGAAGAUUGCCCUGCUGUGACUCAGCGGAAAGGACACUGUAGCAGUAGCAACAGCUCGGGCAGCAAUGGUAGUACAAGCAGUAGUGUAUUUGCAAGUUUAUUUGCUUCGUCAACAACAUCUGGAGCAAGCUUGCAACCUCCUCAACCUCCUGCAUAUACAGACUUAAUUCGAGCCAACAGGCAACCAGACCAACCAACUGACCUGGCGACAUCGUCUUCAAUCGAGCCUAUCUCUCUUGGCCUCUCAACCAGUCACACGUCCUCGAUUUUUGGGACAGCAGGACAGGAGCAUAGGCAGUAUGCGUCUCCACCUCAACCUGCAAUGUCUGCCACCGCACUGCUUCAGAAAGCUGCUCAAAUGGGUGCAGCAGCGACUAAUGCAUCAUUGCUCCGUGGGUUUGGCAUUGUGUCCUCCGCAUCUUCUUCUGCAGAACAAGAGAGCAUGCAAUGGAAUCAGCGACAAGCAGAAACAGAUAGUGCCUCAAUUGCUGCAGGGCUUGGACUUGGUCUUCCUUGUGAUGGUUCUGGAUGGAAGGAAUUAAUGAUGGGAAGUCCUUCAAUGUUUGGUCCUAAGCAGACAACACUUGAUCUUUUAGGAUUGGGAAUGGCUGCUGGUAAUAACCCCAACAGUGGCCUGUCAGCCCUAAUUACUUCCAUCGGUGGUGGUCUAGAUGUGGCUUCUGCAGCUGCAUCAUUUGGAAGUGGAGAAUAUGGCGAUAAAGAUUUGGCCAGGAGCUCAUGAAAUUGAAAAAGAAACAAGUCCUUGUCUCCAUCUGACUUGAAGAACUGGUGUAAAGGUGCAGAAUGAACAAUGAUCCCAAGACGAUAUAAACAGUAAAAAUAUUGAAUUGCGCUCAUAGGAGGUAAACAUCAGACAGGCGGUUGAGUCUUUUUUUUAAUGUUCUGCUGCCAUGGUGACUGAGGGAGGAAAUGAGAGUAUGUUGCUUGUGUGGAUGUUUUGAAGUGUAAAAUCUCAGAACCGUUCUUCCCUGUGUUGUUUAACCUUGGAAUCAUAUGGUGGUGCAAGCUAGAGGAUGAAGAGAAGGCGAACAUGUGUCUUUAAGGUGCUUUGGUGAAUGAAUGUGUACCUGCUGCAGAACAUGUGUCUUUAAUUCUGUCAAAUUUCUAACGCCAAGCCCUGUGGUAAAGGAUGAGUUUGAAUUUUUACCACCAUGGACUUGUAGAUUAGGCUGUAGUAGAAACACAGGUUUGGGGCUGAUAUUGUAAAAUACUGUGUUAGUAGUUACUAGUUAGUACGCUAGUUUAGGAGUCCUGGCAUGGAUUUGGAUCAACUUCCAUGUCUUGUACUUGUAGUUAAACUAAGAUCAAGUUAUUAUAAACUUAGAUCAAUCAUAGUCUCAACCUUUCAC